AAUACGAUAUAAGAUGCUGUAUUUGUAACUCAACAUACUUAUCAUAUUGAAUUAAAACGAUUACAACUUCAUCGUUUCAUUUCAUGAUCACGAAAAUCACAGAUGAUGAUGAAAGGAUACUUUACAGUUUAAUAAUUACUAAUCGUAAUUACAUUUUACUUAUGUUCCUGUCUAUUUGAAUUAAUUUCCUAUAUCAGUGACUGCACCAGUGUCAGAUUUAAACCAUUGAUAGUGCUUUAAGUAUUUUGGUAUUUGUAAUGUGAUAUUUGUAUUCCUUUUGCGAACUUAAUUUCUGACGAAGAGAAAAUGAAUUUUUAUGUUUGUCUUGGAUUUAUAUUUUUCAUUCUAGAAUUAUGUCAGGGAUCUGGCACAGAUAUAGCCUUAGAUGCAAAAGCCAGUUUGUUACACCGCAUAGAUAGCUUAAAUCUUUUAAUAUAUACAUGUCUUCUUACUCUUACUGUGCUAACUAUUUGGGUGUUUAAACAUAGACGUGUGAGCUGGAUCCACGAGACUGGAUUGGCCGUAAUAUAUGGUCUUAUAGUAGGGGCAAUAAUAAGAUAUGCAGGCACGACAAACCAAGUCACUCACAUUGAUGUGCACCCAGCACCAGACACCAAGUACAACUUGUCAGUGCCACCUGACAUGCUGCGGUUCCAUUUCCCAGACAAGAUCCAGAUCGCAUCUGGCGAGGUUCCCAUACCAAAUAAAACCUAUGCUUACAGCUUUAGGGGUGAGAUAGUGAAUGUGGAACAAAAUGAAAUAGAUCUUAAAGCCACAUUUGACCCAGAAAUUUUCUUCAAUAUAAUUUUACCUCCAAUUAUCUUUCAUGCGGGGUAUUGCUUGAAAAGGAAAUAUUUCUUUCGUAACCUUGGUGCAAUAUUAACAUUUGCAAUGGUGGGCACAGCUUUAUCGGCGUUAGUUAUUGGAUCUCUGAUGUAUGGCUGUGUGCAGUUGAUGCCAGCUUCCUUGGCCUCCAGCUUCACAUUUCUGGACACUCUGUACUUCGGUGCUCUCAUCUCGCCAACUGAUCCACUCACAGUAUUAGCUAUAUUUUCCCAGUUAAAGGUUGAUGUUAAUUUGUACGCCAUGAUUUUCGGCGAGAGCGUUCUCAAUGAUGCUGUAGCAUUAGUACUUAGCGGUGCUAUACAAAAUUACGAAAAACGGUACUCUAACGAUGGUGGCUUUGAAAUAACUGCUUUCUUGGCAGCCAUUGGUGACUUCAUCGGGAUUUUCAGUCUCUCGCUACUUAUCGGCGCUUUGAUGGGCUGUCUGACAGCAUUGAUAUCGAAGUUCACUCACGUGCGCGAAUGGCCUCUGUUGGAGUCAGCGCUGUUUGUGCUCAUGUCGUACGCCGCUUUCCUGAUAGCUGAAGUAUGGGAAUUAACAGGCGUUGUGGCGGUGCUAUUCUGCGGGAUAUGCCAAGCUCACUACACGUACAACAACCUAUCGUCGGACUCGCGCAACCGCACCAAGCAACUGUUCGAGUUGCUCAACUUUCUGGCGGAGAACUUCAUAUUCACAUACAUCGGCGUUUCAAUGUUCACCUUCCCAAAGCAUCACUUCGAUCCCUGGUUCAUCAUCGCCGGAUUUGUGACUUCAACUCUCGGUCGGGCUGUGAACAUUUAUCCCUUAUCGUUCCUCUUAAAUCUCGGACGAAAACCACCGAUACCAAUGAACUUCCAACACAUGUUGUUUUUCUCUGGCCUCAGGGGAGCGAUGUCGUUCGCCCUAGCUAUUCGCAACACGGUAUCGGAUGCCCGCCAAGCCAUGUUGACAACCACGUCGCUCAUCGUCAUCGCCACGGUCGUCCUUCAAGGCGGCGCGGCGACACACGCGCUCGCUUAUCUUCGUAUACCCACCGGACAAGGACAAAACGACGAAAGCGACGCUCUGCCUUACCGCGACGUAAGAAGUCUGUACCAGGCCACGGACACUGGGGGAUCGCCCGGAGACAUAGGAUUCGGGCUUCGAAAUUUGGAUUCCACGCAACCGGCCAGUUGCGACAGGGCGACAGAGACGCCACGUGAAGGAGGGGAGAAAGCCCGCUUGGCCCGAUUGUGGGGGGCAGUGGACUCCAAACUGCUGAAGCCGCUGCUGACACACGCGAGGCCCCCGCUCACAGACACCCUGCCCGGGUUCAUGAGACCUAUCGCCCGUGUACUCACAACCACACAUCAAUACACCCAAGGAGACAACAACCUACGCAGAACAGACUCUGACUCGGACCUUUGCAUCGACGAGCCUCAACCAGUGCCAACAAGUAUUGACCCUCAGCUAUCAAUUAAUGUUCGGAACGGAUAUGGGCAUGUCUAAUCAUUGUAGCGUUAGUGAAUAUCGGCUGUGAUAUAAAUUGAAUUAAGGUUUUAGCAAAAAUUCAUAGAUGAAAUAUUUUGACAUUGCACGCAGCAAUUGUGGCCUGGACACGUGGACACGAGAAUCUCGGUGGAAGGUAUCACAGGAAGUAACAUAUAAAAUGCUUUUAAAGACAUCAUGUUCUAAGCUAUGUGUGCCACAGUUUGUAUGUUUGUACGUAUAGCUUCUGCACGGUCAGUGUUAUUAAAAGGAAGAAUUGUAAAUAUUUAUUGAUAUAUCAACGCCCAAAAAGGAUUUUAUGUUGGAUGUGAAUUUUCCUUUUAACUCAGCAUAGCAGUGAUGUUUACUAAUACAAUCGGCAAAUGUUUUGCUAUUUCAUGGAAAUGUGAUAUUUUUUUAAACAAGGACUGGAAUCAAACUGUUAUUGGGACUAUAAAUUUUUCAGUUGUCCUUCGUAAAUAUAGAUAUAUUUGUUCUUUUUUUCAGUAACUAAACAGUGGACCAUAAAAGCUCACUAAAAUAGAACUAGUUAUCAUAGAAUUAGUUUAAAUAAUACUACCUACUUAAAUAAAUUGUAGUAGUAUGUAGCGGAAUAUCAUUUCUGAUUAUUAUUAUUUUCAUCAUAGCCUCGAAUGAUCUGAUGUUUGCGCUUUGCUGGACCUGCGAUAUAUUUUAAAUUUAACAUUUUUACUUAUUAAAAAAAAUUGCGUCCAUACAAUGGUCAAAAGUAUUCCUAAUUUAAUUAGAUGACGAUUUCUUGUUUGUUUUUGUUAUAAUAUUUUAUUUUUCGGAGUAUAAAUAUAUAGAGGUUUUUAAAACCGUCUGUUUGAUGUGUAUUCCCUAAGAAAAUUUUGAAAUUCUACUUAAUAUUAGAAAUAAGUAAGGUAUAAUCUAUAUGUUUCUGUCUCAAUUCUAUUUCUGGAGCUUUAUAAAUAGCUUUCUUGUAUUUAUAAACACGAUGUUUUAUUCUUUGUGGAAACUUCUCACAAUGACAAAAAAUGUUAAAUGAAACUUAAGUUGUUCACAUAAGUCUUUAUUAAAAUAUUUCCAGCAUAUUAGGACAGGCAUAAUUUCACAGGGUUUUUUUUAUGUCAACAUAAUGUUUGUGGUUUGUAGUUUAUACAAAAAAAAUUGUAUACAAAAUGUGAACAUUGCGAGCGACUGUAAUUUUGUUUAUGCAAUUAUUAAAUAAAUUUUGAAAUA
This is a messenger RNA of Amyelois transitella, 3516 nucleotides long. RefSeq names its product sodium/hydrogen exchanger 6 (gene Nhe3). Gene Ontology annotation, biological process: regulation of pH; sodium ion transport; proton transmembrane transport. The coding region runs from base 307 to 2313 and encodes 668 amino acids. Gene Ontology annotation, molecular function: sodium:proton antiporter activity. NCBI's taxonomy places the organism in Eukaryota, Metazoa, Arthropoda, Insecta, Lepidoptera, Pyralidae. Gene Ontology annotation, cellular component: membrane; recycling endosome. The transcript has 16 exons. The record is from RefSeq and is a predicted model, not a curated record.